AUGCUAGACCACUGCUCGAUCUCACACAAGGGCGGCGUGGUCCUAUGGUCCCGUUCCUUCACCCCUGCAGCAUCCCAUACCGCAGCAUCCUCUAGUUCACCUGUUAAUUCCCUCGUCCGUGAGGCACUCAUUGAAGGCCGUAGCUCUGAUGGAAAAUAUGAGAAGGACGGCUAUGCCGUUAAAUGGACUUUUGUGAACGACCUGGAGCUUAUAUUUGUGGUCGCAUAUCAGCGCAUAUUGCAGUUGACCUACGUCGAUGAGCUUCUGCUUGCGCUCAAAACACUAUUCAUCAAACUCUUCCAACCCUUCCUCGCUACCUUCGUUGCGUCGUUGCACGUCACCAGCACCACCAAGCUUUCUUCCUCUGGAGACCCUUCAUUUCUGUGGAAUUUCCAGAAGGCGUUUGAGGGCUGGGAUGCUGUAUUUGACAAGCUUCUGCGUGGCCUCGAGGACAAGGCUGCCCAGGAGAGACGCACCCGCGUCGUGCAUGCUCCCCGUCCAGCACUCGAUGUGACUCCCCCCUCUGACGACGUUGAUACUGUUCCUGCCGUAUCAAAUGCAGAUGUCCAAGACGAGGAACAGAUAGCACGAAAUGUGCAGGCGCUCAAGAACAGACUCCGCGGCCGCGGUGGCCAGGCUGGACGGCGAGGGCGAAGUCGUACGGAUGUUGGAAGUGGAAGAGAAAGUGUGCCCGGUUCCGACUCCGAGACUCCUACCUCGAAACGUAAAGCAAGAGCUAAGACACAAAGAAAGUGGGGCAAUGAAGCGCCCACAGAGUCCGACAUGGUAUCGCUGGACUAUAGCUAUGACAGUGCGUCGGAGGGCCGCCAGGGCACGCUUGACGUGUCUUCUUUGGUGGACAGCGCGUCACUCGGCACGCGCACCCAGGAUGGCCUGUACGAGGUCAAGGACUGGGAGUUCUUAUCGCAAGGCGAGAAAAACGCGGAUGAUGUGAUAGCAGAGGUGCUGAAGAAGGGCGGACAAGAAGCGAAACCUGCCUCGAGCUCUCUGGGCGCCUUGGGAUCUAUCUUUGCGCGCCUCACCGGCUCGAAGGUGCUCACCGAAAAGGACCUCAAACCCGUUCUGGAGGCUAUGAAGCAGCACCUCAUGAAGAAGAACGUGGCCAAAGAGAUUUCUGAGAAAGUUUGUGAAGAUGUCGGCCAGAGUCUCGUUGGCAAGAAAGUGGGCGGCUUUCAAACGACGACUUCAGCAGUUCGGCAGGCACUAGCCAACUCGAUUACUCGCAUACUUACGCCCAAGACCUCCACGGACCUCUUACUGUCCAUUCGAACGAAGCUGUCUACGCCCGUGGCAGCCUCCCAACAGCGACAAACAUACAGCAUUACCUUCGUCGGCGUGAACGGUGUCGGCAAGAGCACGAACCUCUCGAAAGUCUGUUUCUGGCUCAUUCAGAACGGCUUCCGUGUCCUCAUUGCGGCAUGCGAUACUUUCCGGAGUGGCGCUGUCGAGCAACUCCGAGUACACGUUCGCAACCUCGGCAUGCUCGGGGUUGACGGGGCGACGAAUAGCAAGGGACGCGUCGAACUGUACGAACGAGGUUAUGGAAAAGACGCCGCCGGUAUCGCGAAGGAAGCAAUCAGUUACGCACGCGACAACGACUUCGAUGUUGUACUCAUUGAUACGGCUGGACGUAUGCAAGACAACGAGCCUCUCAUGCGCGCUCUCGCCAAGCUUGUUGCGACGAACAAUCCCGACAAGAUCAUCUUCGUCGGCGAGGCCUUGGUGGGAAACGAAGCGGUCGACCAACUCACGAAGUUCGACCGUGCGCUACGAGACUUCUCUGCCGCGUCCGGCGGACAGGAACGCGGCAUCGACGGCAUGCUUGUGACGAAGUGGGACACUGUCGACGACAAGGUCGGUGCUGCGCUGUCAAUGACAUAUGUCACUGGACAGCCCAUCAUUUUCGUCGGAUGCGGUCAGACAUACACUGAUCUCAGGCAGUUGCGUGUUGCGAACGUGGUGCAAGCCAUCCUCAGCGAUUAA
Dichomitus squalens LYAD-421 SS1 is the source of this 2004-nucleotide messenger RNA. Its product is annotated as signal recognition particle binding protein. Lineage: Eukaryota; Fungi; Basidiomycota; Agaricomycetes; Polyporales; Polyporaceae. The record is from RefSeq and is a predicted model, not a curated record. The transcript is spliced from 13 exons. Gene Ontology annotation, cellular component: signal recognition particle receptor complex; endoplasmic reticulum membrane. Gene Ontology annotation, molecular function: GTPase activity; signal recognition particle binding; GTP binding. Gene Ontology annotation, biological process: SRP-dependent cotranslational protein targeting to membrane. The coding region runs from base 1 to 2004 and encodes 667 amino acids.